Molecule: messenger RNA, 543 nt
Organism: Lathyrus sativus (Indian pea)
Lineage: Eukaryota; Viridiplantae; Streptophyta; Magnoliopsida; Fabales; Fabaceae
Source: the annotation of a GenBank genome assembly
AUGGAAGCUAGGAGUAUUGAAAGGAAGAGAACAAUGAUGAUGGAAAAGGUGAGAAGGAACAACACAGUGGAAGAAGAAGCAGAAAAUGAAGUAGAAGAGGAGGAUGGAGAUGUCAGUCUGACUGAAGAAGAGAAGAAGAAAGGGGUUAGUGGUGGGAGAAGAGGAGGUGGUGGAGGUGUUUCUCCACCUUCCUGCCAGGCAGAGAGGUGUGGAGCUGAUUUGACAGAUGCAAAGAGAUACCAUCGCCGCCAUAAGGUGUGUGAAUUUCAUUCCAAGGCACCUGUUGUGAUAGUUGCAGGGCUGAGGCAGAGGUUUUGCCAACAAUGUAGCAGGUUCCAUGACUUGGUAGAGUUUGAUGAAUCAAAAAGAAGCUGCCGCAGGCGAUUGGCUGGACACAAUGAGCGGCGCCGGAAAACCAACCCAGAAGCUGCGAGUGAGGGCAGCAGCCACAGCAAAGGACAACAUCAACCUAAGGAAACACAGUGUAGGUUUCAGAUGAACUUACCAGGAAGUUCUGGCUACAAAUCAUUCAAUAUCAGGUGA